CUUGUCUCCCUCGCCCCCGCCUCUCUCUCUCUCUCUCUCUCUCUGGAGAUCCAAGUACUGUUUGUUGCCAGUAGUUUGGGGCGUUAAGCAUGAGCAAUAUUUUAUGGGGUGGUGAGAGGUGGGUUUGUUGGUCUAUAUAAGUGAGGCAAACUGCAGUGGCCGUUUGCACAUCGAGAUCCGGACACUGGAGCUGAUACUUGGCCUCCUGGAAGCCUAAAAGCGAGGAGAGAAGCUCACAAUGACUUCUUCCUCCUCCUCCAGCUGCGGCUUCUUUUUGUUCUUGUUUUGCUUCCUCUUCUUCUUCUUCGACGCCGGCGAGGCGUUUGCGGUUUUCGACCCGCAUUGGCACCCGGCGACUGCCACGUGGUACGGCAGCGCCGAGGGCGACGGCAGCGACGGUGGAGCGUGCGGGUACGGGACGCUGGUGGACGUGAAGCCGCUGCGGGCGCGGGUGGGGGCGGUGAGCCCGGUGCUGUUCAAGGGCGGCGAGGGCUGCGGCGCCUGCUACAAGGUGCGGUGCCUCGACCCCGCCAUCUGCUCCCGCCGCGCCGUCACCGUCAUCGUCACCGACGAGUGUCCCGGCGGGUACUGCGCCUCCGGCCACACGCAUUUCGACCUCAGCGGUGCCGCUUUCGGCCGCAUGGCCGUCGCGGGCGAGGCCGGCCAGCUGCGCGACCGUGGCGAGAUCUCCGUCAUAUUCUGCAGGACUCCAUGCAAGUACCCGGGAAAGAAUAUCGCGUUUCAUGUAAACGAAGGUUCCACGAACUUUUGGCUCUCUCUUCUUGUGGAGUUUGAGGGUGAUGAUGGAGAUAUCGGAUCCAUGCAUAUAAAACAAGCAAAUUCCAUGAAGUGGCUAGAGAUGAAGCACGUGUGGGGAGCGAGUUGGUGCAUCAUUGGGGGGCCUCUGCAGGGGCCAUUCUCAGUGAAGCUCACCACAUUGACCACCCAAAGGACCCUCUCAGCCCGGGACGUGAUUCCAAGAAACUGGUCUCCCAAGGCCACCUACACCUCUCGCCUUAACUUCCUUUGAUCGAAGAAGAAGAAGAAGAAGAAGGUACGCCAUCAAUGAAUGGCAGAAGAAGAAUAAAACCUUGAGAACAAGCCUGGUACAUGUUCCCGCAGGAAAUGCAAAGGCGAUCCGGCGGGCUAUGCAAGUGUGUUUGAAGUAAGCUGUGUGGGUGUGUAAAUGUUGUGGAGCCAUGGGGGCUCAGCAAUGUGCGUCCCUUUGUAGCCCUCUCCGAAGGGGAGAGAGAGCGAGCGUCGUCCUGUUUCAGUGGCUUGUCCACCUUGGAACUCUCUUUUUACGGAUUCUUUCA
Messenger RNA from Musa acuminata AAA Group (dessert banana), 1316 nucleotides. RefSeq names its product expansin-B16. Gene Ontology annotation, biological process: sexual reproduction. Lineage: Eukaryota; Viridiplantae; Streptophyta; Magnoliopsida; Zingiberales; Musaceae. The transcript is spliced from 4 exons. Gene Ontology annotation, cellular component: plasmodesma; extracellular region. The record is from RefSeq and is a predicted model, not a curated record. Bases 239 to 1030 code for a protein of 263 amino acids.